AUGACUCAAUUUCAAACUUGGUAUUUAAUCGAUCACUUUUGUGAUAUUCUGCAGAUUAAUUUCGCAGAGAUUCUUAAACAUGAUGCAUUCAAAGAUCGUUGCUUGAAGAAAAUUGAUCUUGUUCAAAUUCUAUUCAAGGAUUUUCAAAGCUAUACAAUCACUCAUAAAGACUACAAAGGCUUUCCCACAACAACAGCCAGCAAUAGGUCUUCUUCAUCUGAUGAGAAUAAGGAUUUACUUCUUCCGAGGUCGACUAGAUUGCCAAAAUCCCAUGAAGUCAUUGACAAAAUGUUCAAACUCUAUUUUACUAAUAGGAAGAAUCAUAUAAGAGAUGCUUUGGAGAGGGAAAUUAGACAGGGACCAGUUAAAUUAGUUGAUGAAAAUUCCAUUCGUUAUAUUGAUUUGGAUGAAGAGGAGAAGCAACAACCUUCAACAACAACAAAGAAACGUAAAGCUUCAGAGGCUUUAGAAACAACAACACCAAGUACUUCUACCAGCAGCAGUGUUGCCACUAGAAGAACUGUUCAAAGCACUAAUAAUACUUCCACUACAACAACUACUUCCAAUAGAAAUACGACCACCAUAAAGGAUAGUGAGGAAAAAGCAGCCAAGCAAAGAAAGACCAAUGAGGAUGAAACAAUCUUUUCAAAGAGUACAGUACUAACAUUGAAGAGAGGAAUGAAACAAUCUAUCACAGAUGAUAAUGCAAAAUGUACUGUGGAAAAUUCUCGUGCCAUGUCUAGAAAAAUUGAUUCAAUACUGACUCAGCAGACGGAAAUUUAUGAAAAGAAAAUGGAAGUCUAUGAGGAAUACAAGAAGAAGGUGGCAAAGAAACUCAAAGAAAAAUUGAAUUACAUUGAGGAAAAUUAUAACACUUAUUUGAAUCAAGUUAAACAGUGUAAGGAUGAUAUGGAGCAAUUUAUCAAAAAGAAAUCAAGGGAAGUUGCAAGGAAAAAUGCUCGGAUUGAUGCAGAACUCAAAGCACUAUUGAAUGAAGAUUGAGCCUCAAAUAUGAUUAACUCUU
Molecule: messenger RNA, 1024 nt
Organism: Naegleria gruberi
Lineage: Eukaryota; Heterolobosea; Eutetramitea; Acrasida; Naegleriidae
Exons: 1
Coding region: 1-1002 (333 amino acids)
Source: RefSeq, a predicted model, not a curated record